GGCGGUUGCCGGGCUGCAGGGAGUUAAAAUACAGGGGGAGUCUGAACGAGUCUAAGUAGUGGGGCGCGGGGAGUGCACACGAGUGGGAGUGAUGGGCCACUCGGCGCGUUGUACCUGCUCUCCCAUUCAAUAAUCUCACGGGUGGUCAUUUGACUCAGCCGUGAAAUAUCCGCCCCCCCAAAAAAAACCCUCCAUCUUGAACAGUGACUCAGUGACUUGGGUAGAGAACUACAAAGACUUGGCUUUGUAUUGCUAUUCUGCAGGACCAGGCGCUGGCCUGGCAGUUCUGGCCAGAGGAAAUGUGAUCAACAGCUUUCCUCCAGUUACGCUUCAUCAGAAUUUUGCAAGUUUUAAUGAGAAUCUCUCAUUAAAAGUUAGAGGAGUUUCUUUUAAUCUCUGGAGCUCUUCCACGAACUCCUUGUUUAAUGGUAUUGGUCCAUGGCAUAAAAAAAAGGUCGGUAACCCCUGGCCUAGAGGGUACCUGGGCAGUCAAAGUGAGCUAGUUGAACUCCCUCCAUAUAUGAGAGUUACCGAAACAGCGAACUAUGCAUUUUUGGGAGCGCAGAGAUCGUUCUUCAGAGUAUCUCUUUUGUAUAACGGCGGACGCUAGGACCCAGGUUGCGCAGACUUUAUUUUUCUCUCUAUGUGUGUGUCUGUGGGUCCUGGCUCCCUAUUUAGAAAUGCAAAUCUACCCCAGCAGUUAAAAAAAUCCACAUGCACCCGAAAUAUAGUGUGUAUGUGUAUAAAUCUGCAAACGGACCGGUCAGAGGCGCUUCUUCAGAAAUUAACAGCAAACCAGGAGCAGGGUGGCAGAUCGCUUGUGUGGGGAGGUGGCGAGGGACAGCGAUUUAGAGAGAGAAAAAAACAUUAUUGCAAAGUUUUAUUUGCAGUACGGGGUGGGUGUGUCGUGCGCACAAAUUAAUCGGGAGCAAAACCAGGAGGCAAGCAGAGCGAGGAAUGUGAAGGAGAAAUCGAGACACGGGGCGGGAGAAGGACUGAUUUUUUAUUUUUGCAUGUGAUAUAUUUUUUUGCAAUGGCGAACCCUGCAGAGGAUUGCCUGGACGGCGACGUGAGGAAGUGCGGGAAUCUCCGCAAGUGCAAGAGCCUGCACCGCAGGUACUUCGUGCUGCGGGCGGCGAGCGAGCGCGGCGCGGCCCGGCUCGAGUACUACGAGAGCGAGAAGAAGUUCCGACGCGGGGGCGCGGGUCCGAAGCGCGCGCUGCCGCUUCACAGCUGCUUCAACGUUAACAAGCGCGCCGACUCCCGCAGCAAGUACCUGCUGGCCAUCUACACCCGCGACGAGUGCUUCUCCGUGGCGGCCGACAGCCCGCAGGAGCAGGACAGCUGGUACCAGGCCAUCGUCGAGCUGCUGGCCCCAGGUAAAGGCCACGUGGAGAAUGGAGACUCUAACUACUCUGUGGCACCCGGCCCAGCUUUCAAGGAGGUCUGGCAGGUCAAUCUCCGCCCUCGGGGCCUGGGCCAGUCACGGAACAUGAGUGGCAUUUACCGGCUGUGCCUGACCGAGAAGACUAUCAACUUGGUGAAGCUCAACUCUGAUGCCGCGGCCGUGGUGCUGCAGCUGAUGAACAUCCGCCGCUGCGGCCACUCGGACAACUUCUUCUUCGUGGAGGUGGGCCGCUCGGCCGUCACGGGGCCCGGCGAGUUCUGGAUGCAGGUGGACGACUCGGUGGUCGCCCAGAACAUGCACGAGACCAUCCUGGAAGCUAUGAAGGCCAUGAGCGAGGAGUUUCGGCUGAGGAGCAAGAGCCAGUCGUCCAGUUCCAACCCUAUAUCUGUGCCCACCAGGCGGUACCACCUGGCCAACUUGCCACCCAGCCAGGUGGGUUUCUCCACCAGGAGGAGCAACGCCACCUCGCCAGCCCAGCGCAGCAACUCGGCCAGAGCGCGGACCUCGAGUGACGGCAGCGGAGCCUCUUCUUCUUCCUCCUCCUCCCGCCCUGCGUCGGCUGAUGAAGUCCCUGCUAGCCCCUCCCCUGGUACUGGGUUGGUCCCCUCCCGGCAGGGGAUGAGCAAAGCCCACCCACCGCUAGGCCAGACCAGGUCUACCCCUGACCCCUACUCCCGGCGCUCUCCCUGUGCCGCAGGCCUGGUUUUCGGCUUGACUGCUGACCGCGGCUUCUCCUCCCCCUCUGCCUCCUCCUCCCCACCGUCUUCGUCUGACGGCGAGGGGGAGCUGGGCUCCAGCCCCACGCGCUUCCCACUGGAUGGCCCUCCCCGGGACUACGUGGCACUGUGCAGGCCAGCUCCAGCUGAGGCGGGUGCCCUGCCACGGCGGGUGCUAAGGCGAGCUUGCAGUCAGGGCGAGGAGGAGCUGGGGGAGCGUGGCCCGAGCAAGCAGGCCUUAGCAGGCAAGGGAAAUUGGCGAACCUCCAGAACACCUGAGCCAGCAGAGGGAGCCUGCAAGGAUGUUGUAGACAAUGGGUACAUGGCCAUGCUGCCCGGGGUGGUGCCUGCUCAGGGCCAGGGAGGAGAUUACGUGGCCAUGAACCCAAAGGGUGCCUCGGCUCCCCAGCAGAUUCUGGGCCCCCGGCCUGAUGACCGCUGUGGAGGGGGCUACAUGCUCAUGUCGCCCAGUGGGAGCUGCUCCCCUGAGGACUGGUCCCGAGCAGUCGAUCGGAAAUUGGGCCUGGGAGAUGGAGUAGGGGACUACAUGAACAUGUCACCCGGCAGCCGCUCGGCCUCCAGUACACCUCCAGAGAGCCCCCAUGCCCCACUCCCUCCCCGCGCAGAGCAAGGCGAGCUCCCGGACACCUCUCGCCAUGGCUUCCGCUCACUGCCCCGCUCCUACAAACAGCCAGCCCCUGCCGGCUCCUGCGGCCAGCUCUCCUGCUCCUCUUCCUAUUCCACAGGAGGCAGCAGUGACAGCCUGGGGGAGGUGGAAGGGCGGCGUCUUUCCUCCGUGUCUGCCUCUGGCCAGCAGGCUCACAGGCUGGGCAGGAAGGGUGGGUGCCGCCCGACUGGUCUCUCUAUUGACGUGGCCAAAGCAAAUACCCUGCCACGCCGGCGUGACAGCCCGGAGCCCCAGAGCCCGGGGGAGUACGUCUGCAUUGAGUUCCGGGAUGGGACCCGCACCACCCGGACUCUGCCCAGUCCUGGAUCCCGAGCCGGUGUUUUCCAGCACCUGCCGGCACCAGCCUCCGAGUACGUCAAUGUGGGACCCAGCAAGGCACCGCGCGGGGAUCACACCAUCAGUCCUUCUCCCAAAAGCACCCUGGAGCCCGCUGGCGUGUCGGAACUGAGCCCUGACCGCCACCGAGGAGCCAGGGUGAUCCGCGUCGAUCCUCAGGGGAGACGACGCCACUGCUCCGAGACCUUUCUGCCCACGUCCCCUGCACCUCCUCCCCCUGUGCCCUCCGCCGACCACGCCAGGCGCUGUGGCUCGGCGUCCUUUGAGAAUGUCUGGCCAGUAGAAGAUGGCAGGGGUGGGAGUGUCACCGAGGAGCCGUGCACGGGGAUGUCUCGUCACAUGUCGAUUGGCUUCGAGAAUGGCCUGAACUACAUAGAUUUGGAUCUGGGUACAGACAGCAGCCAGUCAGAACCAUCAACUGCGCAGCAGAGGCUUUACGCACAAGCAAACAGCAGUCCUGUGUUGAAUGCUUAUGCCAGCAUUGACUUUCACAAGUCCGAGGAAUUACGAAGCCAUAAAAGUAACAAAGAAGACUUCUUCCCUGCAAGUCUUGGUGCUGUCAGUGACGAGCAUGGUGAAAGUUUCACCAGGACAUUGCGGUCAUGGAGAAACAGUAUCAGGGGAACUGGAAUCCAUCAAUACUGGCUGAUUAUUGUUGGACACUAAAGCAAGAAGCCUCAGACACUUUGACUACAAAUGAAAGUCAUCAACAAAACAUUUUUAGCGGUUAGUUGAACUAUUGCAAAGCAUCAGCACUGGUAUGCAAUAAAAUGCAUUAUAUUCAAUAAAAGUUAAUCUCUUGUUUCUCCAAAUUCCUAUCUGAUGCAAGAAGUCUUAAAUUUAUAUUUGUGUUCAGCUUCAAGCGGUCUACCAUAAACAAAAAAAAAUUCUGAGGAAGUAACACUUCUGAAAAAAAUGGUUGCCCAGUGAUAUCAGGAGUGAAUGAGAAGAGGUUUUAUUAAAUGGAGUUUUCCUCAACAGCUAUUAUCCCUUGUAAUAGGAGUGGUGAAUGGGGGAGGUUUGAUUUUAAGAUUCUGUGUGAUGAGAGAAGAAGAAAAUAUCUGUUCUUGUUGAAUGUUUUUAGAAUGGGGAGAGAAACAAGUGGAUGGUGUUUGAUGGAAUUUUAAACAAGGCUUGUUUCAGUGGAAUUCUGUACACUUAGCAUGUCUGAGGAAUUUACUCCUGAGGUCUCUUUGCUAUUUGAUCCAUUAGGUUUCUCCGUGAUGUAGAUCUAGGAUAAAUAAGGAGAGCUAUGGGCAGAGAGAUUAUUUCAUGUGGGUAAAACAGAAAGGAAUAGACAGAGAUGGGUAGAAAAAAUCGUAAAUUUGGAUGAAUCACAUUAGAGAGUCUGCCAAUGCUGAAAAAUCCAAAGCAACGCACAGAAAACGCUGGAGGAACUCAGCAGAUCAGGCAACAUCAAUGGAAAUGAAUAAACAGUUGAUGUUUCGGGCCAAGUUCCUUCAUCAAGACUGAAAUGGAAGGGGAAGACACCAGAGUAAAAAGGUGCAGGGCAGAAGGAGGCUAGCUGGAAGGUGAUAGGUGAAGCCAAGUGGGUGGGAAAGGUAAAGGGCUGGAGGGGAAGGAAUCUGAUAGGAGAGGAGAGUGGACCACAGGAGAAAGGGAAGGAGGAGAGGACCCAGGGGGAGGUGAUAGGCAAAUGAAAAGAGGUAAGAAGCCAGAGUGGGUCAGAGAAGAAGAGGGGAGAGAAUGGGGAAAAAAUUUUACUGGGAGGGGAAAUGGAUACUCGUGCCAUCAGGUUGGAGGCUACAGAGAUGGCAUAUAAGGAGUUGCUCCUCCACCCUGAGGACAGCCUCAUCUUGGCACAAAAGGAGGCAAUGGACUAACAUGUCAUAAUGGGGGUGGGAAGCAGAAUUAAAAUAUUUGGUGACAGGGAAGUUCCGCUUUUGGUGGAUGGAAUGGAGGUGCUUGAUAGAGCAGACCCUCGAUGACAGUUCUCACCAAAUUUGAGGAGGCCUCAUUGGGAGCACUGGACACAAUAGAUGACCCCUGCAGAUCUGAAAUGCUGCUUCACUUGGAAGGACUGUUUCGGUCCCUGAUUUGAGGUGAGGGAGGAGGUGAAUGGGUAGGUGUAAAUUUCAAUGCAAGCUUAUCGAAAUCGAGUUUGGGAGAGUGCGUGGGUGAGAGCAGUAGAUGGAGAUAGGUAGAAGAGAGAGAGGUUGAAAGAAAACACCCCAGCAAAGCACAGGAUCAGAAUCAGGUUUAUUAUCACCGGUGUUAUGUCAUGAAAUUUGUUAACUUUGCGGCAGCAGUACAAUGCAAUACAUGAUAAUAUUUUAAAAAACUGAGAAUUACAGUUAAAAAUAUAUAUAACAGUUAAAUAAGUAGUGUAAAACAGAAAAAAAUAUGGAAUAUUCAUGGUUUCAAUGUCCAUUCAGAAAGCUGAUAGCAGAAGGGAAGAAGCUGUUCCUGAAUGGUUGAGUGUGUGCCUUCAGGCUUCUGUACCUCCACCCUGAUGGUAACAAUGAGAAGAGGGCAUGUACUGUGUGACGGGGGUCCUUAGUGUUGGGCGCUGCAUUUUUGAGGAAUCGCUCACUGAGCAUGAUUUGAAUACUAUGGAAGCUGGUGCCCAUCUUGGAGCUGACUGAGUUUACGACUCUGUGCUGCUUACUUCGAUCGUGUGCAGAAGCCCCACCCCUAUACCAGGCGGUGAUGCAGUCAGUCAGAAUGCUCUCCAUGAUACGUCUGUAGAAAUUUGCAAGUGUUUUAGGUGACAUACCCAGUCUCUUCAAACAUCUAAUGAAAUACAGCUGCUGUCUUGCCUUCUUUAGAGUUGCAUCGAUAUGCUGGGACCAGGUUAGGUCCUCAGAGACAUAAACCCCAAGGAACUUGAAAUUGCUCACUCUCUCCACUUCUGAUCCCUCUAUGAUGACGGGUGUGUGUUCCUUCACCUUACCCUUUCUAAAGUCUACAAUCAGCUCUUUGGUCUGACUGACUAAAAUAAGAGAGAAAGAUGAGGUGAAGGAAGCAGCUACAGCCAACGUGAGAAUUGAGAGAGCUGGGGAAGCAGGCAGUGUGAGGGAAGGAGAAAGUCACAGUAUGAAGUGAGUACUGCAGAGGUCAAGUGAAACACAGCAAGUAACUGGGAAAAACAAGAUGGAAAGAUUCAAGUGAGCAAUUAGUUUGAAUGUGAAGCUGGAUCACUACCAAAAUGAACAUGCACGGGCAUGCUAAGUAUUGCACAAGCACCAAGCUUCGCUGUAAGCUAUUCACAAACGGGCUCUGUUAAGUAACUACUUGAUUACAAUUGAUAAAUUGGCAGAUGAAAGGACCAUGAAAUUUAGGGUAUUAGCUGUAGAUGGAUUUUUUUCAAAAAUAUACUUUAUUCAUAAAAUACUGUAUGACAAAGUGGUAUCAUCUUUCAAAACAUCACACAAAUCUGUUGACAGAGAAUUAUAUCAAUUGUUCUUGCACACAUUUCAGGAAUGGUGAGCUGAACAAUUUUCCACAUGGGUUUUACUGCUUCCCAACUGAGCCUUUGUGGUGGCUACCCUGAACUUCAGUGAGUAAUUCUGACCUGAGAAUGUGCCAGUUUGCAAACUCUGGGCUUGGACACUUCCUUACAAAGGAAAAUCACCAGGUUCCAGAUUGACCAGUGGGUCAAUACAAUGGAUUCAAAGGUUGCAUUCUUUGAUAUGUGCAUUGUUUACAGUAUUAUGGGAUGCGGAAAUAAGAUAAAAAUUGACCUGUUUUUGCAGGACAAUGGCUCAUUCCCCUCUGUAGGCAGCAAUUGCAAAAAUGGUCCCACAAGAGCGAUGAUUUCUUAUCGAUAUAUAAGACAUUGGUCAGACCCCACCUGGAAUUCUGUACUCAGUUCUGGUCACCUCACGACAGGAAGGAUGUGGAUACUAAAGAGAAAGUGCAGAGAAGAUUUACAAGGAUGUUGCCUGGAUUGGAGGGCAUAUCUUAUGAGAAUAGGUUGAGUGAACUUGGCCUUUUCUCCUUGGAGCGACAGAGUAUGAGAGGUGACCUGACAGAGGUAUAUAAGAUGAUGAGAGGUAUUGAUUGUGUGGAUAGUCAGAGGAUGCUUCCCAGGGCUGAAAUGGCUAACAUGAGGGGACAUAGUUUUAAGAUGCUUAGAAAUAGAUACCAAGGGGAUGUCAGGGGUAAGUAUUUUACACAGAGAGUGGUGGUGGAAACAGAUACAGUAGGGUCUUUUUAAGAGCCUCUUAGGUAGUUACAUGGAGCAUAGAAAAAUAGAGGGCUAUGUGCUAGGGAAAUCCUAGGCAAUCUGUAGAGUAGGUUACAUGGUCGGCACAACAUUGUGGGCCGAAGGGCCUGUAAUGUGCUGUAAAUUUCUAUGUUCUAGCUCCAGCUUGGGUAUUCUAUUGUGGGAAGGCAACUUUGCCAUGACUGUUCAAGAAGGUUUAGUAGCAGUCUCCUUGUAGCAGACAUAGUAAACUAAAGCUGCACUCCAGUUCAGUGCAUGGGGUUCAAUCGACUCAGUGCACACAGUGCCACACUUCUAGCUGCCUGCAUGUCUAGAUCCAUGAGGAAGGGCACCGUCACUUCAUCUACAGGCAUAAGGAAGGCAAGAAAGCAUUACAAAGUUGGUGACUUAGCAAACAGCUUAACGGUAAUUACAGGGUUCUGUAUAAUGUAUUUGCCAAUCAAGUCAAAUCUUUUCUGACAAUAGUAAUUUUGCACUGUGGUGUAGUGAGAUGGCAUGGUAGUGUAGAGGUUAGCACAAUGCUUCAUAGUAUAGGUAAUCCGGGAUCAAUUCUUGCCACUCCCUCUAAGGAGUUUAUACGAUUUCCCCGUGACCCCAUGGGUCUCCUCGGUGCUCCAGUUUCCUCUCACAGUCAUAUCUGUUGGUAGGAUAAUUGGUCAUUGUAAAUUGUCCCAUGAUUAGGCUAGGAUUAAAUCGGGGGUUGCUGGGCAGUGUGGCUCAAAGGGCUGGAAGGGCCUAUUUCGUACUGUCUGUAUGUAUGUAUCAAUAAUUCAAUAAAUAAAUAACCCACCAGACCCCAUGUGGUGCAGGAAGUUCUCUGACAGCCUUUAGUUGAUCAGGAAUACAGUCUGUAUUUAAUGCUUGCCUAAUCAACUUGGACCAAACGAAGCAUUUGGGAGUUAGAUCUGGGUGUAAGAUGAGUGAAAAUCCCAGCAAGUGGUGACACGGGAACUAAAGUCGCCCUGGGUGUGGAUGAUAAUGUGCCCAGGUCUUCUGUCAGUCCACAGAUUGAUUAGAAUCUGUAGCCAGUUUGACCUGGCCUUGGGGAGCAUAGUUAAUCAUAGCAGGAGUGAAGCCAUGCUCUCUGCAGCUUGUCUAACUCAUUCUUUGAUUCCUCUACCAUCAGGUGUAAUUGCCUGAAGGUACUGGGAAUGGGGUUUUGAGGAAUCAAGUUAUGUAACGUGGAGUAUGAAGGUGAAGCAGAGGCUGGACUGUGGGACUCCUCUCUCCUCUCAAUUGCAGGUGCAGAUAUGAAGUGCUCUGGGUGUUUCAGUGUAUGGUGCAAGUGUGGUGCACACACAGCUCUUGUGCUGCUGUGGUCACUCCAGCCAUCUUCCUUGUUAAAUGGUCAUCAAAUUAGAUCAGGUUUGCCAAAACACCAAAGAAUGUGGGAAAUAAAUAGCCUUCAUCUUGAUAGCUAGGUACAUAGAUGGUAGGGGUAUGGAGGGCUAUGGUCCCGAUGCAGAUUGAUGGGAAUGGGCAGUUUAAAUGGCUCAACAUGGACUAGAUGAGCCAAAAAUGACUCUAUUUACCCAUAUCUUUUCAAAGUUCUUCUUAAAAUGAAUCCUUUUGUUGAAUCUCUCAACAUCUAAUAUGUUGUUGUGAUUUAGUGCCUUUUUUUGUUGUUGUUGUUAACAGUCUCUCCCAGAGUUACUCAUGAUGUUUUAUUUUCAUUCAUGCAAAGUGUCUGUGGCUAGUGAGGCCAGCGUUUUACACCAUGACUAAUCCAGCUUGAGCAGAAUUGUGCUUUGGCCACAUCAGAGCUUGAUGGACAGUGCACAAGUGGUACAGAGCUGCCAAAUGGGCCACACUAGCAAAUGUUCUUCCUUAAACAGCAUUCCUGAAGCAGUUAGGAUUUAUCAUUCCGUAAUUUCACGGUUAGAAUUAUGGUGUCACUUUUUUAAAAUUCCAAAUUUAAUUAGGCUUCUGUGAUAUGAUGUUAACUUCUGUCUCCGAAUGACUAUCUGAGGCCCUGGAUUUCCAGUUCACUAUAUUGCCUUACUCCACUAUGUUAAUAUGCUCUAUAAUGCCAAGUUUCCUGUAAUGAAUUAUCACCACCACUUACAGAUGCCUGAUAGAGUGUUUAAUGAACCUCAGGGUAACUUAAUAGAGAUUCAGUACAAAUCAAGCUGCCAUUGUAAAAUAACCAUGCCCUGGCUGCCGUCUUACACAUCAUAAAGAAGUCAGCAGAAGUUGAUUGGGUUCUUGUGCAUCGUGCUGUGUAAGUGAAGUGGUGAAUGUAAAAAGUAAGGGAUUCUGCAGACGCUGGAAAUCUUGAGCAACACACACAAAAUGCUGGAGGAACUCAAUCAGCCCCCACAUUCCUGUGUCCCCUCCUCUCAACUCUCUCUUCUUGUCCCACACCCCCUCUAGAUCCCACCUUCUUCCCUGUAACCUACAGUCCAUUGUCCUCUCCUAUCAAAUUCUUUCUUCUUUAGCCCUUCACCUCUUCCACCUGUCACAUCCAAGCGUCUCACAUCCUUCCCUUUCAUUCCCAUUCCCCACACACUUACCUUCUCCUUUCACCUGGACUCACCUGACACCUCCAGGUUUCUCACAUCAUCCGCUUUCAUCCCCAUUCCACAUGCACCUACCUUAUCCGCCCCCCCCCCCCAGCUGGACUCACCUGUAACCUGCCAGCUUGUGCUCCUCCCCCUACAUUUAUUCUGGCCUCUACCCUUCUUCAGUCCUGGAGAAGGGUCACGGCGCAAAAUGUCGGUUGUUCAUUUCCCUCUAUAGAUGCUGCUUGACAUGCUGAGUUCCUCCCACAUUUUGUAUGUUGUUUCUGUGUGUUCUAUUUUACUUGGUUAGCCCACAUGGUUUCACCGUUACUUAUCCCCAGCCAUUAACCAACAUGGCUUCUCUGCAGUGUGUAUCCAUAUCCAGAUCGUCGUUCUGUAUUUGCAAACUCACCUCUCCCUUUUCAUCUCCUUUGUUUUUCCUCUCCCCCUCUCCCCCUCUCCGCCACCCACCUCUUCCCCCUGCCACACACUCUUCUUAUCUGUUACCAACCCUUUCCUUUUCUAAACCAGGGUGGGGCUAUAGUCACCUGUUAUUUUAUCUCCUUUUCUUUUGUGUUAUUCCUUGCCAUCAUAUUGCCGGAACUGAGUUACUGAGUGCCGGUAGAUAACUUGCUAACUAGCUUAUAUAGCAGAGGGGAAGAAGCUGUUCCUGAAUCAAUGAGUGUGUGCGUUCAGGCUCCUGUACCUCCUCCCUGAUGGUAACAAUGAGAAGAGGCCAUUAUCUGAGCAAUGGGGACGCCAUCUUUUUGAGGCACCGUUCCUUGAAAAUGUCCUGGAUACUAUGGAGACUAGUGCCCAUGAUGGAGCUAACUAAUUUUACAUCUCUCAGCAGUUUAUUUCAAUCCUGUGCAGUAGCCCCCCACCCCUACACCAUACCGGGUGGUGAUGCAGCCAAUUAGAAUGCUCUCCACAGUACAUCUAUAGAAAUUUUUAAGUGCUCUUGGUGACAUACUAAAUCUUCUCAGUCAUAAAUAUAGCUGUUGUUAUGCCUUCUUCAUAGGUGUAUCAAUAUGUUGGGACCCGGUUAGAUCCUCAGAGCUAUUGACACUCAGGAACUUGAAAUUGCUCACUCUCUCCACUUCUGAUCCGUCACUGAGGACUGGUGUGUGUUCCGUUGUCUUACCCUUUCUGAAGUCCCCAAUCAGCUCUUUCAUUUUACUGACACUGAGUGCCAGGUUGUUGCCGUGACACCACUUAACUAGCUGAUAUAUCUCGCUCUUGUACCCUUUCAUCACACAGUGGUCUUGUGUUGGAACAUGUGCAGUGGGUCAGAAGGGAAAUGAAUCAGGAACGCAGACUUUUCCUUUUAAGGCAUGGCUCUUUCCUAGGAGAACAUUAGGCUUCUCCAUUGCCUUUACUGUUCCUUGAAAGCUCGUCCAGUUUUAUGACUAAUUUUUCUGUUGGGUGACAGCAGGACUGAUUCUGUUCAUUGGUAAUUUGUAUUUCCAUGGCCCAUAAAUUAUGGAGAAAACCCAUGUGGUCGAUCUGCAUUGACUGGAUAAGAGGACUUAGCUGGAUAUCAGCUCUCUUUUGGAGUGUUCCAACCUCUACUUGCUGGUAUUGGGCAUCAAAUCCCAUACAUUCUGAAUCCAAGACAGCAAUUGCAUAAAUGACUGAAUAGUCACUUAACGGAGGAUGCAAUUCCAAUGAGCCAAGUUACCAUUUUCUGUCUUUUAAAUAAAAACUGCAUAAUCUGAAAGGCAUUUCAAGACAGUGAAAUGCUUCUGAAGGGUAAUUAUUGAUAUAAUGCUGGAAACUCAGCUGUGCAUUUGAGCUUGCAACAUUCCAAGAAUUUGGUCUCCUAUUUCGGAUUUCACUGUGUUCCAAGCAGCACUCUGCCACGGAAAAUAUGCUCUGGUUUAGUGAUGGUAAAUGCAUUUGCUGCUGUCAAUAGGCCUCAAAUCCUAUCCAGAGACUUGAGCCUGUAUUCCAGACCAAUGCUUGAGAUAAGUAAUCAGAUAGUGUUGCCCUGCUGUAGAUUUGAAUAAGAUAAUUACUCUGGAAUUGAUAUUGGUUUAUUAUUGUCACAUGUACUUAGAUUCAGUGAGAAGUAUUUUGUUUGUGUGUCAUCCAGACUGAUCAUUCCCUACAUUGAGGUAGCAAAAAGUAAAACAGAAUGCAGAAUAUAGUAAACAUGAGAAAGUUUGCAGAUGCUGGAAAUCCAGAGUAACAGAUGCAAAAUGCUACAGGAACUCAGCAGGUCAGGAGCAAAUAUGAACAAGUUAGGAUAUAAACACCUACAAUGGUUGUUACAUAGGCUUACAUACAACAUUUUGGACCAGAAGAAGUGUUCAGAAGAGAUAUAUGGAAACUAUUACUAAUCCACUAUUAUUACUAUUUUUCUUAAUAAUUAAUACCAUUACUUAGCCUAAUAGAUUAGAAUUUCCACUGUACAUAAUUAUCUAUUUAAGUGUCUAAUUUCUUUUUAUAUCAUCUCAAUGUGUACUUAAGAAUGUAUAAAUAAUUAGUUUUAUACAUAUAAAAAAAUGGAAAAGGUUAUACAUGUGAAAAAAGUACAUGAUACUUAUGAAUUCCUUAUCCAAAUAAAAAUAAAAUUUAAAAAAAAGGAACUCAGCAGGUCAGGCAGCAUCUAUGGAAAUGAAUAAGCUGCCAACUUUCUGGUAUUUUUGAAGCACAAAUUAUUUGUAUUCUAUUUGGAUACGGCAGGGCCAGCUCAAAUGAUAGGUGCCGUGCUUAAGCAAUUGGUGUACAAUUCUGAGAAGCCUUGUGGUUCUUCGCCAGAAUGCUUCUGCAUUGCACCAGAUAAAGAUAGGAGUCCCAAGAAGCAGAAAUAGAGGGUGAACUGGAAAAAAGGGAUGGGCUAUUCCUAGAAGGAGAUUUGACUGUUGAGAAGCCCCCAGUCAACGUCAUUAUGAUCAGAAUGAACAGGCAAAUUUGACUGUUGAAAACCACCACUCUACAUCAUUAUGAUCAGAAUGAACAGGCAGCAAUGCGGAAGGAGUAACUUAAGGGAGCAGUAAGAGAUAAAGGUGCACUACUGCUAAAUUUUCAGUUUAGGUACAUAGAAUUCCACCAAAUACUCUCAGGACAGGGAUGGCACAGCCCAGAUACAAUUAAAACUUCAAUAUGCCCCUCAAAUAUGGAAGAGAAGUUUUUAAGGUAGUACCUUUCAACAUUUGAUAAGGUUGGUCAAGAAGAUUUAGUUGCUUGGCAUUCAAGAUGAAGUAGUAAAUUUAGUCAGACAUUGGCUUUAUGGGAGAAGGCAGAGAGCAGUAGUAGAUGGUCCCUCCUCUGACUGGAGGCCUGUGAUUAGUGGAGUGCCACAUGGAUCAGUGCUGGGUCUGUUGUUGCAUGUCAACUGUAUCAAUGAUCUGGAUGAUAAUGUGGUUAACUGGAUAGGCAAAUUUGCGAAUGACACCAAGAUUGCAGAUGUAGUGGACAGCAAGGAAGGGAUCUAGGAAUACAAGUCCAUAAUUCGUAGAUAGGAUCGUAAAGAAAGCUUUUGGCAUAUUUGCCUUCGUAAAUCAAAGUAUUGAGUACAGGAGAUGGGAUGCUAUGUUGAAGUUGUAUAAAACGUUGGUGAGGCCUAAUUUGGAAUAUUGUGUGCAAUUUCAGUCACCUACCUCCAGGUAAAAUGUAAUAAGCUUGAAAGAGUACGGAGAAAAUUUACAAGGAUGCUGCCGGGUCUAGAGCACCUGAGUUUUAAGGUAAAUUUGAAUAGGUUAGGACUUUAUUCCUUGGAAAGUAGAAAAUUGAGAGGAGAUUUGAUAGAGGUAUAGAAAAUUAUGAGGGUUAUAGACGG
Molecule: messenger RNA, 13622 nt
Organism: Mobula hypostoma (lesser devil ray)
Lineage: Eukaryota; Metazoa; Chordata; Chondrichthyes; Myliobatiformes; Myliobatidae
Product: insulin receptor substrate 1-B-like
Exons: 3
Coding region: 1034-3814 (926 amino acids)
Biological process (GO): insulin receptor signaling pathway
Cellular component (GO): cytosol; plasma membrane
Molecular function (GO): phosphatidylinositol 3-kinase binding; insulin receptor binding
Source: RefSeq, a predicted model, not a curated record